AUGGAAAGCCAAUCCCUACAACGCAAAACCGAAGAGCCGGCUUCCUCAUCGCAGUCUGAUUUUUCCAGUCAAUCAACGAUAAUUCAGUCGUUGGAUACAAUUCCAAAGGGGCCGGUUCAAGGUUGGCUGCAGGAAGCACCUUCAAUCAUCCGCUGGUUACAAGGCAUUUCGCCUUUUCACAUAGCAAAAAUUCGCCUAUCCAUUGAAAAAUGGCUAAGGGAGCUGGAGGAAACUGAGGAAACAGCUUUGCUUACCCAAUUGGCACAAUCUAUUUUCUCUUUUGCUGAAACAAAAGCUGGGCGGAAUUUUCGUCUAGAGGACAAUGACCAGCACUCUAAAAAGUCGAACAAACGCAUCUGCAAAGCUCCAGAAGCAAAACGCUCCCCCGCCUGGAAAGGGAUCAAAGCCCGCGUUGUCGAAGCAGUCGACGAAGAAUUGAAUGAAAAUGCCCUUACUAAAGCAUCGAGCGAAAUGCCAGAAGUUCGACUCGUCAUCAAGUCUCCCUAUAUUGGCAGUGAGGAUCUAAAAACUCUGAAUACAAGUAUUCGUUAUCCUUCACAAGAGCACAUGUUUGGUGUCGUCCAAGAUACUGUCAAUUUUACGGUUAAAACGAAUUUCCGAUUCGAUCGUGAGCCAAAUAUUGUAUCACUUGAGGACGCUGACCCCCGAGUUCUCACAUUAUAUCUAGAGCACCUCCCCCGAUCGCUUGACAACAAUGACGAAUUAAAGCCCACCUGGGCUGACGCAGAGACUAUCCUCAAUGGUAUUUCAUCUGCUCUUGCAUACUUAUCAAAGCAGAAAGUAAUCCACUACGACGUUAAGCCAGCAAAUAUUGCCUUUUCUCGUGAACGCGGCGCUAUACUAUUCGAUUUUGAUCUGGGUGACCAUCAAAAACCCAAAUACGGCGGCGGACACGGUGGAACAUUUGGUUAUCUUCCACCUGAAACCAUUGAACCAGGAAAAACUCGCGGAUUUCGCGGCGAUGUUUGGGCUCUGGGGGUUACAAUCCUUUGGAUAGUGGGCCGGUAUAUACCAACUAAUCCCAAGGUUGAUGAUGUGGAUGACUUCCACCGACCGAAUAGUAAUAUAUAUCAGGAGCUAGAGAGGCAAUUACGGCUUAUUGAUAAAAAGAGGAACUCAUUGGAUCGUGGUCACAAUGUUCAAGAUCUGGUCUAUAAAAUGCUUGAGCCGAAAAGUAAGGCACGGGUGGCUGCCGCAACUAUUCACCGAAAGCUACAGGGCGGUCCAUCGGCUAAAAGACGGAAGUAUAGCUAA
Molecule: messenger RNA, 1275 nt
Organism: Trichoderma virens Gv29-8
Lineage: Eukaryota; Fungi; Ascomycota; Sordariomycetes; Hypocreales; Hypocreaceae
Exons: 2
Coding region: 1-1275 (424 amino acids)
Biological process (GO): protein phosphorylation
Molecular function (GO): ATP binding; protein kinase activity
Source: RefSeq, a predicted model, not a curated record